This is a messenger RNA of Rana temporaria (common frog), 3627 nucleotides long. RefSeq names its product CRACD like (gene CRACDL). The coding region runs from base 461 to 3145 and encodes 894 amino acids. The transcript is spliced from 12 exons. Lineage: Eukaryota; Metazoa; Chordata; Amphibia; Anura; Ranidae. The record is from RefSeq and is a predicted model, not a curated record.
AGGGUCAUGCAGAGUGCACUUCCCCUGUCGCCCAGCAGGGUUCCCCGUGCUCCCAGUCUCCAUCCACUGGUGAUGUAGAUUGUCCAGGAAGGAGUGUAGUACACCGGACUGUGAUCUGUCAGCCGCGCUCUCCUGUACCAGGGCUCUACACAACUCCCUGCCGGACAGGGAGCAUCCCCGGAGGACGUACAGCUCCAGCCUGUCCAUGUCUCUGUAUUAAAUGUGAGGAGCCCCCCUGCCCACUGAGCCAGGAUUACCCUUCUCCUCCACUCACCUCAUCUCCACAGCUCAGCCAGGACUCAGACAUUUUUCACUUCUGUGAGACAGAUUUCCUGCAUGUCAUCAUUAUUGAUUUAGGAUUAACCUGUUUGAACUACCGAACUUGUGCAUUAUGUGAGAUCAGGCUCGAGCCAAGCAGCAAACAAUAAACCUUUGACGUCAUUUUGUUAAACUAUUAAUUAUGGAUUCUAAAGUAAGAGAAGGGGAUAGCCUUGUAGAUGAUAAUUCAGCCAAAAAGAAGUUUAAAUUCAAGUCUUUUAAAAAAUUCUUUGGACUAAAGAAGAGGAAAGAGACGCUGCCUUCUUUGGGUAGUAGUGGGCUGAAGAGCCAGUCUGCAGGCGAUGUCACAGUCCCUGACUCUGGGAACACUGAUUAUGAUUCUGAGGAUGACCUUGAAACUGCAGCUGGAGUGCUGGGGAGCAGAGCUGUGUCACAUGACAGCAUCUUCAUUCCAGAGAUAGUACAAGAGACUACCCGACCAGUGCGUGUUUUCUCCCAGGAGAAUGUGUCUGACCAUAUCAAAGCUUUGCAGUUAAAGCUUCAAUCCAAUAUAAAAAUUGGACCACCCCCUUUUGGCUUUUUGAGUAAACGUACUGAAGAUCCUGGAACUAGUUCUGAAGAUGAUGGAUUACCAAGAAGCCCUCCUGAAAUGUCUCUUAUACAUGGGUCCAUCAAAACUAGGUUUUCUGACAUCAAUAGACAUCACAGUUCUCUGAGCUUAGGUGGAACGGGCAGUGAAGAAGAUGAACAGAAUUCAUCUGAGACAUCCUCAAGACCUCUCUCUCCAGAAGAAAAUACACCAAAGGAUAUACCUAAAAGCUCAGUUGAAAGAAGAGACAGCGCCAUACUCUCUCCAUCUGCAGAUUUCACCAAUCCACCUCAGUUUUCUUCCUUUCUAGACAACUCUGCUGCUAGACAUAGGCUGUCAGUGAAGCCUAGAAAUCAAAGGUUAAGCAAAACAAGGAGGCCUUCUGCGGGGCUGCUAGAAGAAUCUUUUGCUGGUUUGAACUCUAUGGAAGAGGAAGAUGUUACAGAACCUAGUCCAGAAAAAACUGACAGCUCUACUGCAGACAUCUUGACUCCUAAUAGAGAUGAUUGUGACAAUGAUAGCAGUCCAAGUGUAAAUUCCACAUUACUGAAUGUAGAAGAAAAGAAAGAAGUGGCUGCUAAGAUUACAGCAGUCAGUGAAUCACAAACUCUCCAAGAAAAAAUGCAGGACCCAGAGGCUAAACUCAGAUUACAAUCUGAAAAUAUUCAAAGUGCACCAACUGUAGCACUGGGAGAGCAGAUCAAAGUGUCCGAUGAUUUAGCGGUUGGGCCAGAUUUAAAGGCAAAGGAAAUCACCUCUAGCAACCUGUCUGCCAUUUGGAAAAAUGCAUCAACCAUAUCCCCGCUACCUAGUAGCAAAAAACAAUCAAUAAAAACUGUCAAAGGCCCUGGCGACAACAAUGAAAACCAAUCUAAUACACAGGAAUUAACUGGCCCAGUAAAGACUUCUCCCUCAGCUUACUUCGAAGAGUCUCUGGAGAUUAGGAGAAGCGUUUUCCGACAUUCACUUUCCGAAAGGAGUCAGAAUACCUCAGAGCAACUCUUAUCGGAUAAGGAAAACAAUAACAAGCUUGGCAAUUUGGAUAAAAAGGCAGAAAGAUCCCCUACAGAGGCAGGUAAUCAGAGAAAAUUCUCUGUAUCAUCUGCUUGGGAAAGGCCUCGGACUAAUAGUUUUAAUCUGAAAGCCAAUUCUGAGGGUGAUGCUGAAAAAGCAAUGAAAUUGUCUCUUCCAAAGCCUGGUUUGUCUAAAACUGAGAAUAUGAAAGAAGAUGACAAAACUGCUGCUACUCCCCAAACUGAAAACAAGCUCACAGGUAGAAACAAGGAGACCAUGGCUGACCCUGAGGCCGCGCCUUCAGACAAGCCUUUCUCUGGUAACAUUACCUCAGUCCAGAACACAGUGCCAGCUACCAGUGACUUGUCUUUGGCACUAGACAUGCAGACAGCUACUGAGGACAAGAACCCUUUUUUUAAGUUAAGACCCACAUCACUAUCCUUAAGAUACAGGGAAGGCAAGAGCCCAGUCACUACCACUGUGAAAAGACACAGUGCGGAACUUAAACAGGAAAAAACAGGAUUUGUAUCAUUGUCCAAAGAUGAAGUACAAGAAGCUGGGCAUGUAGACCCCACUGCCGGCUCUAAAACCGAGAUUAAAGAAGAUGCCAUUGAAGUGGCACAGACUAAACCACCACUACCUAAAAAACCUGUACUGCAGAACAUUACAGUUGCAGACAAUAACACAAAUAAAGAAAUGGCAGAAAAGGAGUCCAGUCAAGAGAAAAAGUCAAAAUCACCUGAGGUGAUGAAUGAAAGAAAAAUGUCAGAGAGAAGACCGAGUUUGCAGAAAAGUAUUGAUAACACCCCUCCUGCUGUCGUGCCAGCAGAACCUGGUAAAGGAGGUGAGAACAAAGUGAAUCAGCCUUCUUGGAUGUCCAUGGCAAAACAGAAACAGCUCAGCUUUAAGGAUGAACACCCCAUCUGCAAACAAAGGACUGCAAACCAAGAGGCUGACAAACAGAAUAAAGAAAGGACCGAGGUUAAUUUAAAGCAACAAGUUGACCAAAUCCAGAACAAAACUACAAUCACAGCAGUUGCCGUUGUUCCCGAGGAAACAAAAACAGACACAAAUGAGCCAAGACGGAGAGCAAACACGUUGCCGUAUCCUGCUCCUGGUACACAGCUGUCCUUGCUAACAGAAAAAGAAGAAAAGGUUAUAUGCAAGCGCCCAACCCUUUCUGUGUCUGAGGAACCAUCAUGGAUGGAGCUGGCUAAGAAGAAAUCCCAGGCCUGGAGUGACAUGCCGCAGAUCAUUAAAUAGGAGAGCGCAGUGCUCUUUCUCCAUUAUUACACACAGUUGACUAGCUGCCAGCAGACCUUGUAUAAGCACAAGUACAACUGAUCAAGGAACCUCCGGGAGUUUUACCAAUCAGUGCUGUUACUGAAGGUGUAAAGAAUUUGUUAAAUUAUAGAUCCAUGAAGUGUAGGAGCUUCUAUUUGUACAUUUGUUUCUGAAGGUGUAUGUUUAGAAAGUAAAAAUGGUUUUACCUUGCCCUAAACUUUUUUUUAACAUUGGACUCAUUUUUUGGAUUUUGCAAAAGAUCAUGUGUGGCUUUAGGCUGUUUUCCCUGCUGUGCAUGAGAAUGUCAAUGUUACGUGUGUUCCCACUGCAAUUUUUUUACACACUGCCCCUCUUCACUUUUCUGUGUUGUAUUCCUGCCAGUACACAAACCACCCUGUGCUAGACUAGGGUAUGCAGGACCCACCCAAAAACAAGUUUUAAAUCUCACUCUUAUUUAAAAA